Molecule: messenger RNA, 4919 nt
Organism: Pongo pygmaeus (Bornean orangutan)
Lineage: Eukaryota; Metazoa; Chordata; Mammalia; Primates; Hominidae
Gene: SPACA1
Product: sperm acrosome associated 1
Exons: 7
Coding region: 2850-3734 (294 amino acids)
Biological process (GO): acrosome assembly
Cellular component (GO): acrosomal membrane
Source: RefSeq, a predicted model, not a curated record
AUAUUUUUCCUGCAGUAGGUUUCCUACAGUUUCUACCACAAAAUUCCCACAUUGUGUAGCAAUACAGUUUUAAGUGAUGGACACAGAAUAAGGACACAACAGAGGUAAGGGUGUGAAACAAAAAAGCCAGGGGAGAAAUCCUGCCUCUGAGAUCUUGCUCCAAAAGAGAAAUCUCUUCUCCCCUAAAGGUUAGAAAUAUCACAAGAGUGGUUUGAGAACGUUCUCUCUGGGGGAUCACUAUGGAGAAUGCUUUUUACCAAAUCAAGCAUAUUAAAGCCAAAAUCAAUUUUAUCUCCCAGAUAAUUAUUUUCACAAAUACCACUGUAAAGUUUCUAAUGUUAUAGCAGUACUUAGAACAUUGUAUUAACUGAAUAUGUGUGUGUGUGUGUGUGUAUUUUUUCAUGCUUGUGGUGUGUAUCAGUGAUUUUCAUCUUCUUUUUUGGUAUGUGGUCAUCUCAAACUGCCCAAUGAAUAUUUUCACUUGACUUCUGUUGAUACCUCCAACUUAACCUUUAAACAAAAUGUCUACUGACUUUCCUAAUUCCCUUUAUUUGCUCCCUCCCUCACUCCCUUAUCCUGCUUAGGCAGCCAGUCAUUCCAUUUUGUUAAUCCUUCCUUUGUUAUUUCUCUCACAUUCAUUUCUCUUUUCAUUUUUAUGGUAAUCCUUUAUUUAGGCCUUGAUUAUCUAUCUUGUGCUUAUAUCACACAUACACAAAUUGGUCUUCCUUUUCAGAAUACAAAUUGGUCUUCAAGUGUAGGUAGUGCAGAGACUGGAUAGAGGAAUGAUUUUCCCGCAUGCCAAAUGAGGCCAAGCAAGGUAAGGUCAGACCAAGAUAGGUGAGCUAUGUUUGGGCAGAGUGGGGCAGGGGAGUUUAGGCUCUAAUCCCCACCUCUUGGAAAUUGGAGAUGGGGGUGGAGAUGCUUAGUUCCAGGCAGGAUGAGGUGGGUCAGAGGAGCAUAUCAGGGAUUGAGGGUGGAAUUCCUGCUCCUUAGUAUCUGCAGGUCAGAGUAGGGUCAGUCCCUCUAGAUUCUGUGCCCUGCCCUUCUGGCUAAACACUUAUCUUUCAUUUAUUUGUGGCUAGAGAGAGUACUAGAGAGACAGUAAAAGUUUGUUGAAGCCAGAUAUUUUACUUUUUCUUAUAACUUACAUGAGUAACACAGUAUUUUAUAGGUGAUUUAUAAUGCUGUUAUUAGAGGUAUUAAUAGUCUUUAUUUCAGAGUUAAAUCUUUCAGGUCCUCUUUGAGACCCAUCUGGCUCCCUUUGGAGAUGUUUAUUUAUUAGAUUAUUAAUGUUUCCUUGAAUCAAAUUACAUAUUUUAGAGUUUAUGGGACUUUCUCUGCUAAAAAAGGAUACUAUCUUCAGGAAGCAAUGAAUCCUAAAAUUGACUUUGAAACACUCAACAAUUUGCCAGCAACAAUACUACAUAUCAUCUUUUUAAAGUUUGUGUUUGACGGCAUAAUUUUUGACUUAUUUCUCUCAGGAUUCAAAAAAGAAAAAUUUUGACUCAUUUAGCCAUGAAACAAAAGCCUUUACUUCUCAAGAUCAUAUCUAAGUUUCCCAUGUUAACGUCCCUCAUAAUCUUGUCAAGCGCUAUAUUUUAAGGUAUUUUAAUUGACAUAAAUGUUCCCAGAGACUUCUCACCAAUACCAAUUCGAACUUUAAUACUGAAGAUGUUUAGCAGUCCUUGUGUUUUCAAAACUAGAAGCCUUUGCGGGAGAAAAUAUUCAAACACAAAAUUUCAACUUCUGCUUCAAACAACCUAUUUUGUUACAAAUAAGUGUCUCUGAAGAACCUCUUAAUACUUUUCUGUUACCUGCUUAUCUGUUAGUCUGCUGAGACUAGAUAUUCAAAUAUUCCAAAAGCCAGAGUGUAUGAAAGUUCACUUUCAUCUCACUUGUCAUAGGAAUUUAAACAUUAAGCCUCAAAGUAUGGCACCCUUAUAUGUCUUUUCAAAAACAACAACAACCACAUUGUGACUACUAGAUGAGGUAAAAUUUGUAAUAACAGAAUCAAAAAAAGUCAACCCUAACUUUUCAGCGCUUGAACUCCCAAUCACCCCCACUAAAAGCUUCUUCAUUGUUAACCUGGAAUCAUAAGAUCACUUAUCAUAAGAAUCACUUAUCAUCGAGUAAGUGUUCGGGAGAUGUGACUGUGAGAUCCAGCUUUGUAAAUAAUUUCUGGAUGUUUUUGGGCGAGUCAUUUCAUCUCUCUGAUUCUUAAUCUCUUCACUUAAAAAUGAGGGACUUGGAGUAUCAGAUGAUUUCUAAAUUUCUUCUUACUCAAAGUCUAUUAUUCUGAUCCCAAAGAAGAAAUCGAAUCCUUCUCAAUACAUCCCAAAUUGGAUAUUCUGGAUAAGAAAUUUUGAAACCAAGUCACACAAAGAGUAUGUGAGGGCUAAGAAGUCUAGUUUGGGGAAGGGUAAACAUUAUGUACGAAAAAGAAAUGUCUUAGAAGAAAGCAGGCAGGGUGGGCGAGGAGGCGGAAGGGUCGCUCUAUAAACCGAGGUAGAAGGAGCACCCGACAGCAACGCCUACCGCACCCGGAAGGCUCAAGGAGGCGCCCUGGGCAGGGAACUUCCGGUUGCGGGGAAGGGCGGCGUCCUCUCCUACGGACUUGUCGCACGCGGCUUGUCAUCGCGUUCCGUCUUGCACGCCUCGCAGCUCAGCUCCGCGCGAGUUCCAGGCGCUCAGCCCCGGAGCAGCGCCCCGGCAACCAUUGAGGCGUCACGGUUCGUCACGGGAUUCGGAGCCGGGCGGCUACGGGCGGGGUGUCGCAGCUCUCUUCGACUACCAGUCCUCAGGAGCCGCGGCGGCGACUGCGCCUCGGACGGCCGUCGGGGCCGAGAACCAUGAGCCCCAGGGGCACGGGCUGCUCCGCCGGGCUGCUGCUGACUGUCGGCUGGCUGCUCCUGGCGGGCCUCCAGUCCGCGCGCGGGACCAACGUCACCGCUGCCGUCCAGGAUGCCGGCCUGGCCCACGAAGGCGAGGUCGAGGAGGAGACCGAAAACAACGACAGCGAGACCGCAGAGAACUACGCCCCCGCUGAAACCGAGGAUGUUUCAAAUAGGAAUGUUGUCAAAGAAGUAGAAUUCGGAAUGUGCACCGUUACAUGUGGUAUCGGUGUUAGAGAAGUUAUAUUAACAAAUGGAUGCCCUGGUGGUGAAUCCAAGUGUGUUGUACGGGUAGAAGAAUGCCGUGGACCAAUAGAUUGUGGCUGGGGUAAACCAAUUUCGGAAAGUCUUGAAAGUGUUAGACUGGCAUGUAUUCACACAUCUCCUUUAAAUCGUUUCAAAUAUAUGUGGAAACUUCUAAGGCCAGACCAACAAUCCAUUGUACUUGUAAAUGAUUCAGCAAUCCUAGAAGUACGCAGGGAAAGUCACCCCUUGGCUUUCGAGUGUGAUACACUGGAUAAUAAUGAAAUAGUAGCAACUAUUAAAUUCACAGUCUAUACGAGCAGUGAAUUGCAGAUGAGAAGAUCAAGCCUACCAGUCACUGAUGUAGCCCUAAUUUUUGUGCUGACCAUAGGAGUCAUUAUCUGUGUAUUUAUAAUCUUCUUAUUGAUCUUCAUAAUCAUAAAUUGGGCAGCAGUCAAGGCUUUCUGGGGGGCAAAAGCCUCUACACCUGAGGUACAAUCUGAGCAGAGUUCUGCAAGAUACAAAGAUUCAACUUCUCUUGACCAAUUGCCAACAGAAAUGCCUGGUGAAGACGAUGCUUUAAGUGAAUGGAAUGAAUGAUGUUUGAAUGAUAUAUAACAAACCAAAGGAUAUUACAGAAUAUUAGAUUCAUUAUUAUAAAAAUAAAAUACACAUUGAAAUACUUUAAUAAUUUUGCAAUGGAUUGCCACAGUGUGAAGGACAUGCAAUGUGGAUAUCGGACUGUUUUAUCAGGGCAUUUUUCCAGUACAGUUAUCAAAUAUUACUUUUAAUUUGUUCUCAACACUUAUUUCAGGUAAUAGCUUGGGGAUAUUUAUCUAAAGGUACCCCCAACAAAUCUUCUAAGUGCAUUUUUGAUCACUUUGAUAACUUCUUAGGUGAUUUGCCUGUUUUGUCUUAAAUAAGAACAACGUAAUAUAGAAAUGCUUUACAUAUUAGACUUUCUCUCCCCUAGAAGCACUGGGUUGAACUUGCUAAAGCAAAUCAUACUUUAGAAUCUCUGCAGGGAAUGUGACGUACAAAGUUUGUAAGACAUGAAGUAAUAAUGAUAAUGAUAACAAUAAAUACUUAGUGACUACUAUGUGCCAAGCGUUGCUCAACCUAUUUUCCAUAUAUUAGGUGACUUAAAUAUGAUUGUAUAUAGGAAAUAUGUAAGGAAGAACUGGAGAGGAACUUGGAGGUGCCUGAGGAAAUGACAUGAAUUUAAGACGUCCUGUAUUUCUCAGAGAAGCAGUAAGUUAAGGACUUUUGAAUUACCACUGAUAAGUACCUUCAUUGUUCUUGGUAUACAGGUAACAUCUCAGAACCAAGGUACUUAUUUUUGAACAUUAUCACUGCCUUUUUGUUCUGUGUAAUUAUGUGAUACUGUUAUGGCCAACUAUCAAACAAGGUACCGAGACAUUAAUUUGAUUCAGUAGACUUCAUCAGAAAUGAAUUUUCAGAGGUUAUCAUGGUAGCACAAAAUACAUACUUUUUAAUGUUUAUAUGAAUUCUAUGCCAACUUUAUUUCUAUUAUUAUGGGAUUUAUCUGAUACCAUUAACUCUUUGCACACCUGUGCAGAAGACAUUGUAAAUGGGCAUUGAUUGUGCACCUCCCUCUAGUACCCAAGAAAUAGGCUGUGUUGUAGAAUUAUUCACGUUUUCUGUUACAUAACAUUUGUAUUUGAGAAAAGCAGUGAGGAAUUGGCUGGAAAAUGAUUUUGUUAUCUAUUGUAGGAAAUCCACUGAGGACUUUAAGUGAAAAAAAUUGUUUUCAUAAAAUUUUCC